Delphinapterus leucas (beluga whale) is the source of this 3770-nucleotide messenger RNA. The record is from RefSeq and is a predicted model, not a curated record. Lineage: Eukaryota; Metazoa; Chordata; Mammalia; Artiodactyla; Monodontidae.
UUCCUGCCCAUUGACCGGCCGCUCUCCUCUCGUCCUGGAUGAUGUCAGAACAGGACCUGGCGGAUGUGGUGCAGAUUGCCGUGGAGGAGCUGAGUCCCGACCACCCAGGUGAUCGUGAUGGCUUUAAAAUGAACACUGAGUUCUUUUGUCUAAUUUUAAAAGUAAUGCACGCAGAAUGAUAAAAAACAAAGUAAAAAAGGACCAAGAAGAAAAUAAAUAGCAGCCCCGCGGCCCGUAGAAAGUGAGCGCCGGAACCCAGUUGUACUGGAGAAUCAUGUAGUGACAGACGAAGAUGAACCAGCUUUGAAACGUCAGCGACUAGAGAUCAAUUGCCAGGAUCCUUCUAUAAAGUCAUUCCUGUAUUCCAUUAACCAGACAAUCUGCUUGCGAUUGGAUAGCAUUGAAGCCAAGCUGCAGGCUCUGGAGGCCACAUGUAAAUCACUGGAAGAGAAACUGGAUCUGGUCACCAACAAGCAGCACAGCCCCAUCCAGGUGCCCAUGGUGGCGGGCUCUCCUCUCGGCGCCACCCAGACCUGCAACAAAGUGCGAUGCGUCGUCCCCCAGACUACAGUAAUUCUCAACAGUGAUCGGCAGAACGCCGUUGUAGCCAAGAUGGAAGACCCCCUGAGCGGCAGGGCACCGGAUCCCCUGGAAAAUAUCAUUAGCAACGCGGUGCCCGGGCGUCGGCAGAACACCAUCGUGGUGAAGGUGCCAGGUCAGGAGGACAGCCACAAUGAGGAUGGGGAGAGCGGGUCCGAGGCCAGCGACUCCGUUUCCAACUGUGGACAGUCAGGAAGUCAGAACAUCGGCAACAACGUCACCCUCAUCACCCUGAACUCGGAAGAGGACUACCCCAAUGGCACGUGGCUGGGGGACGAGAACAACCCCGAGAUGCGGGUGCGCUGCGCCAUCAUCCCCUCCGACAUGCUGCACAUCAGCACCAACUGCCGCACGGCCGAGAAGAUGGCGCUCACGCUGCUGGACUACCUCUUCCACCGCGAGGUGCAGGCCGUCUCCAACCUCUCGGGCCAGGGCAAGCACGGCAAGAAGCAGCUCGACCCCCUCACCAUCUACGGCAUCCGCUGUCACCUCUUCUAUAAAUUUGGAAUCACGGAAUCCGACUGGUAUCGAAUCAAACAGAGCAUCGACUCCAAAUGUCGGACGGCCUGGCGGCGAAAACAGCGAGGCCAGAGUCUGGCCGUCAAGAGCUUCUCCAGGAGAACCCCGUCCUCGUCCUCGUACGGCGCCUCAGACACCAUGAUGAGCACGCCACCGCCCACCAGUGAGCUGCAGCAGCCCCCGCCUCAGGCCCUGCACUACGCCCUGGCCAACGCCCAGCAGGUCCAGAUCCACCAGAUCGGGGAGGACGGACAGGUCCAAGUAAUCCCACAGGGCCACCUCCACAUCGCCCAGGUGCCUCAAGGGGAGCAGGUGCAGAUCACGCAGGACAGCGAGGGCAAUCUACAGAUACACCACGUGGGACAAGAUGGGCAGGUGCUGCAGGGGGCCCAGCUGAUAGCCGUGGCUUCUUCGGACCCUGCUGCCACGGGGGUGGACGGCUCGCCGCUCCAGGGCAGCGACAUCCAGGUCCAGUACGUGCAGCUGGCACCGGUGACCGACCACACCGCUGCAGCCCAGGCGGCCGACGCCCUGCAGCCCACCCUGCAGUCCGAGAUGCAGCUGGAGCAUGGGGCCAUCCAGAUCCAGUGAGGGGACGGCCGCCGACCAGACAGGGCCCGAGCCAGAGCCACCGCUCAGCGCUGGUUCCGGUCACCCGCACCGUUCACACGCACCCGUCCCUCGGCUUCGCACGGGAGGGGGCCCGCACACGUUCUGCUCAAGUGCAUCCGAGUGCCUCAUCCUCGGGGAGAGCGCCCCGGUAAAUAAAGACGAAGGUAGCCCCUGCCGCCCCCGCCUGAAGACCCUGUUUCUUUUGAUCACCCCGCCGUGUCCGGGGAAGGAGCAGGAAGCACAGCGUGGUCGCGUUAAGUACACGCGGGAAAUCAAGAACUACGAUAUUUUUCUCUGUUCAAACAGCUUUUUUAAUUUGCUAUGGUGUUUAUAACAAAAAACAAAAUUGAAAAAAAAGUGGAGUAGCAGAAGCCUUUUGCUGUGUGCUCUGUUCAGUGUAAUGAGAAUAGGUAUUUGCAAAAGAAGACUAACGAUUUUGAUGGAAACGUUGCUUACCUACUUUUCUAGGGGGAUGCUGUCAGCACUGUGAUCGUGCAUUUCUAAUGGAAUAAAAUGUAUUUAUGACCACGGCGGCUGUCACGUUGUUUCCUCUUAGGAGAUGGCCCCUGGGCCUGUGGCGGCCCUGAUGUAGCUGUGUGGGCCCUUCCAGAGGAAGGGGCGUGGCUGUCCUGGCAGUCCUGUGAUGGAGCCUGGGGUGCAGGGGGCUGCACGAUGGAGUGUCUCCAGGCACGGUGUCCCUCGAGGCAGCGUGAGCCUUCAGAAUUGGGGUGCUCCCACGAGUAAGCUGUGCUGUUGAAUGGCAUGGCCUCUUCCAGCCCCAGAAAGUCCCAGCUCUGGGGGGUCUUUAGAGAAAGUCGUGUCUGAAGGAGCAUGCCAUAUUGAUGGUCUAAUUAACGUGUGUCUGGAAUCCCAGAAGGAGAGAAUAGAAGGAAGAUGACACGUAAAGGAUUGGGGAAGCAGAACAGAUCUCACGUAGAAAUACAGAGGAAGCCGUGCCUGGACACACGCAGAACGUCGAAGACGAGCAUAACCCAGAAGCAGCCAGAGAGGAAGGACGGACCACCCUCAUGAGGGGAGGGCACAUCAGAAGCAGAGGCGUGAUGGGAAAAACGCUCUGCACGGAGUCGGGUCUUUAGUAGAACAGCUGUUCAAGAACGCCGGUGACAGUUGGCAUCUGGCCCAGAGCUCUGCUCUGAGGUGUACACCCAGGAGAAUUGAAACCGUAUGUCCACACGUAAAUGUGCACACGAACAUUCAUAGCGGCACUUUUCACGAUAGCCGGAGACUGGGAACAGCCUACAAAAUGGGGUCCACCGACCCAGCAGCCUUGUAGCUCAGCCGUAAAAGGAAGGAAGCACUGACACAGGUUUCAAGGUCGAUGAACCUUGAACACGUGCUGAGUGAGAGAAGCCAGGCCCAAUAGCCCGCAUACUAUGUGGUUCUGUUUAUGUGAAACGUCCGGAAUGGGCGAGUCCGUGGACACAGCAGAUGAGCAGUGGCCUGGGCUGGGGGAGGGGAGGUAGGGAGUGACUAAUACGGCAAAUACGGAUUCUUCUGGAGAGGACGAAGAUGUUCUGGAAUUAGUGGUGCUGUUGGCCCAACUCUGUAGGUCCACUAGAAGUCACACUAGAAGGGGUGAAGUUUUGGGGAUAUAAAUUAUAUCUCAAGGUUAUUAAAAAUAAAGAAUUGGGCAACAUUUAAAAAAACAGGAACAAAAAUGAGGGUGUCACCUGCAGACGAUUCCAUCCUAUAAAGGAAGUUGUAAGACAUUUUCUUCAAGAGCAGGAAUAUGGACCCAGGAGGAGAUUCUGAGAGCAGAAGGUUGGGGGGCGGGGGAGCAAAUACAACAACGAGGAGGUGUAUCUAGUACUCCGUGUAAACUGCCUCACAAUAAAAUGUUGGAAAACAUUGCUCUGAAGGUUGGGGCAGGCAGGAAAGGAGCUAAGUCGUUGUAAAGCCCCCUUUCCUUGCCCUGGAGAGAAAGGAUCAAGAUGCUGUACAAUUGUAAGGCAUCAAAGUCAAUAUUUAUGGGCUUCCCUGGUGGCGCAGUGGUUGAGAGACUGCCUGCCGCAGGGGAC